Molecule: messenger RNA, 4412 nt
Organism: Syngnathoides biaculeatus (alligator pipefish)
Lineage: Eukaryota; Metazoa; Chordata; Actinopteri; Syngnathiformes; Syngnathidae
Gene: cmklr2
Product: chemerin chemokine-like receptor 2
Exons: 3
Coding region: 435-1520 (361 amino acids)
Biological process (GO): complement receptor mediated signaling pathway; phospholipase C-activating G protein-coupled receptor signaling pathway; positive regulation of cytosolic calcium ion concentration
Cellular component (GO): plasma membrane
Molecular function (GO): G protein-coupled receptor activity; complement receptor activity
Source: RefSeq, a predicted model, not a curated record
AGUGAAUGAACACAUUCUUGUCGGCGCGGGCUACCAAGACCAACUCUGCUCCCCUCCCGUGGUGCCCGCGGGUGUGACGCGGCAGGCGGGGCGCGCCCACUCGAGGCACGCAUCUCCAAGCAAAAAGGAAAUCCUCCGACAAAGUUUAGUUCGGAUGGACUCGCGGAAAGAGAGCACACGGGCCUCUGGAGGGGGACGUUUAAGAACUGGAUUUGGUAAACAGGACGCGAAAGGGAGCCAGCGUUUUUCACCAGACAGCCGUCACUCUUUGGAUGUUAGGAAAAAGAAAUUCUUUCAGCUUCUGCGCUCGGCUUAUCCAGGACACACCCAGGACUCAACACUGGAACUGAAUGAGGGGAAGCCUCAGUUCCUGGAUCAUUUUGAAGUUCAGCCAGUUGUGAGGCAAGAACGCAGCAGGCGAUCACCACACAGCGAUGGACGAUUCCGUAGAGGACUAUGGAAACUACACCUACGACUACUACCUGGAGUAUGGUGACAUCGAAGAACUUAAAGUAGGCCACCAGCAGAAAGAAGCGAUGCACAUUAUUUCUGUCAUCAUCUACAUCGUUUCCUUUGUACUGGGUCUGAUUGGAAAUGGAACUGUGAUUUGGGUGACUGGAUGCAAGAGUAAACGGACCGUCAGCAGCGUCUGGCUGCUCAAUCUGGCUUUGGCCGACUUAAUCUUCGUGCUCGUCCUCCCCUUCUACAUUGACUACAUCCUGCGAGACUUUCACUGGGAUUUUGGUGUCGCCAUGUGUAAGAUUAAUUCUUUUGUGUUGGUCAUGAACAUGUACGCGAGUGUUCUAUUUCUUACAGUGCUCAGCCUGGACAGAUAUAUCUCGCUGGUCUAUCACAACUGGUCUCAGAGGUCCCGAACAGUCGCAAGAGCCUGGCUCACAAGCGCUUGUAUAUGGGCGACGGCCGUCGUCAUGAGUUGCCCAGCGCUUAUCUUUCGAGACACGGUGCGCUUACACGACAAAGUGAUUUGCUUCAACAACUUCCAUAUACAGAAUGGACAGUCAGCAGCUGCAAGACACAUUCUAAUCGUCUCUAUUCGUACAACAGUGGGCUUCCUCUUGCCGUUCUGUGCUAUAUGCGUAACGGGGAUUCUUUUGACACUGAGAGUAAAUCAAUCGCAAGGUUCUGUUCGGGUGUCUAGCUUCACCAAAACAGUCUCCGCCAUGAUUCUGGCCUUCUUUUUAUGCUGGGCCCCGUUCCACAUCUUUAGCCUGAUGGAGCUAUCCUUACAUUCCUCGCUCUAUCUACACAACGUGCUGAAAAUGGGAUUUCCUCUGGCCACCAGCUUAGGCUUUUUCCAUAGCUGCAUUAACCCAGUGCUUUAUGUGCUUCUGGGUAAAAAAGUCCGUCACAUCCUGAAACGCGCGUGCCUGGACAUAACGAAAAGCUCUCUAAGAGAACUCAGCCAGUCCGUGUCGGCCACAGAGAUGGAAUCUUUCCCGGGAGCCCCUCCUGACCAGGAAAGUGCACCAGAGGAGCCUGUGGGCUCAUCAACUCUGUGAUUGUAGCUGUUACUGAAAACAUCCAAACACCAGCUAGUACCUUGUACACAUGGAUAUACAGCGGACAUACAAAGUCUACACAAACCUGUUUGAAUGCCAGGUUUUUGUGAUAUUAAUAUUAUUAUUUUUUUUUUAUCAAGAUAAAGAAACUCAGAGCUUUUUCCAUCAUUUAAGGAACCUAUAAUUUGCAACUCAAUUUAAUUAAAACAAAUAUUUUCGAGAGGGGAUGUGAAAAUAACUCGAAUAAUGGAGCUGCACAAAAGUACUCGCUCUCUUCUAAUUGAAAUAUGGCUGUGUUCAUAAUUAAUUCAUCAUAUUCAAACUUACGUUAAAUGGGAGGCAGAUCACACCAAUCACUAUUAAUGUGUCUGUGAUUAAUCUAACAUUAACUCAUUCAUGAUUCAUAAUUAUAUUAAUAUUAACCUAUCUUUUCAUGGGUCCCCCCCCCCAUUUUCGUGCUCCUUACUCAUCUCUUAUAUCAGAAAAACCUGGCAUUUGAACAGGAGUGUGUGUGUGUCUUAUAUCUACCAUCUUCAAAAAACUAUUAUUACGUACACUACCUUACAAUAUUCAGUAUUUUGCCAUUCCCUCUUUUAAAUUGUGUAGCCUACACAUACAAAGAACUGUCAGGGCCCACACUGCAAAAAUAUCAUACAAAAGUAAAAUCCCCACAAGAAAAAAAAGUUAUUCAAAUGAGUGAUCGUCAAUUAUUUUUUUUGGGUCAGAUUUUUCAAUUGUUUGACAAACUCAAAGCAAAUUGUAAAAUGACAAGAACCUCAACAAUCCUAAUCUCAAUACAGGUAUACAUACAGUGUGAUUGUCAUAUUGCAACUUUAUUCUUGUAAAAUAGCUGCUUUACUCUUGUCAUAGUGAGACUUUACCGUCAGGUUUUGAGUUUAUUCUUACAGAUAUAUUGUGUUUUACAGUUUGGCCCCACCACUUGACACUACAUUAAUUUUCCAACAUUAUUUAAUGUCUUUCACAUAAUAAACAUGUUUCAAAUUAUCCUCUCAACUGUGACCUUUUGCAUUUACAUGAACGCUGGGACUUUACAAUCAAAUAUAGACUAACUUGAACAAAACAUUUCGGAAGCUUUUUGUUGGAUCCUUUUUCGUUUUCAAUUAUUUUUGCAGAUGAUGGAAAAACUAUGUUAAAGGGUUUUAAUUUUGCUCUACUUAACUCUUACUUGAGAAAAUGAUAUAUAAUAGUAGUAGAAUGCAAACUCUUCUUGUAAAAAUGUGUAAACAUUAUUUGUAGGAAUGUAUAAGAUAUAUUUCCACUUUAAAACAUUCCAACGAAAUAGCACCUUAUAUAUGUGCUCUACUGUAUUUUGUUGUUUGUUAUAGUUUACAUUGUUUGUCCCAGCAGUGUGUCUGGGUCAUGUCAUUAAAGCUUUGAACAUCUGGGUCCAAAAUGACAUUCACUUCUCAAGGCCUGCUAUUUAGACAGGAGUAUGACUUCAGUCCAGAUGUGCCUCUGUUUUUUUUUCUUUCCAUACAGGCUCUGCUGCUUACAAAUUCAGCAAUUGUUUUACAAAAUAUAAAAAUGCUGCUGAAAUCUGACAUACAGUAUAAGCCAAAUGUUUAGAGAGUAUCAAUAGGUUCCGGGCUAGUUUUUGAUAAUUGUGUCAUAUUUUAUAGUGCUGGAAUAAUGUUGGAUCAUUGUGAAACACUUUAUUGUUCUCCAGUAAAUUUUGGGGGGAAUUGUAAAGCGUUCAUAUUUAUCAACUAGUUGAAACCAUUCUAAUGUUGUAAUGUUCAGCUAGUUCAGAAUUUCUUUCACAUUCCACAAAUUUCAAUUUUUUCCAAGUUCUCUUUUUUCCCCUCCAAGAAAAAAAAACAUGGGAAUCAACGAGAAUCUUUUUCUAAAUUCACCAUUUAUCAAUAUCACCUAAUUCAAAUUCAAAAUAGUCAACAUUAGAAAAAAAACUCUUUGAAGAAUUCCACCGUGAGAGAAUUUCAGAGUAGAUUCGAUGUCUUGACCACUUCAAACCAUUGUAACAUUAUGACCCAACGUAACAUUCAAAAAAAUUCCAACACUUAAAAAGCAAAUUUUCUAUGAGAAAAAUAAAAUACAUUGAAACAUCAUAGAAAUCUCGAUUUUUUUUUUUACUCUAUUCAAACCAACUUCAUUACAAAUUUCAACAUUUUCUUUUCCUAAAAUAUUUUUCACUAAUUUGGGAGUUUUACCAUGUGAAAUGAGAAAUUCUUCAAAAUGUAAUCAUUUUUGGAAUCGUGAAUAUAUUACCGGAGCCUCCUAAUAUUAAGAUGAUGACAAUAAUACAAGUGUCCAGUGAACCACUACUGCCUCUUCCUGCACCGUUGCUUUUAGUGAGUCCAAGUCAUUUUACAGAAUCAUUUUUUUUUUCAAAGGGGACUCAACUGGAUCAAAUGAUGGUAACAGUAUGUCGCUUCAUAAACUCACUAAUUGAGUAUGUUCUUGACAAUGCACGCCUUUGUGUGUCCGCUGUGUGACCCAUUUUGUGUGUGGUUUGCAAGAGUGGGAAUAUGAUGAAGCCCUUGUCACUUUUUUUUUUUUUUAACAAAGGGAUUUCACACUUGCCAGCACCUUAUUUGGUGCCAUGUAACUUGUAAUGAGUACUAUUGGCUUCCAACACAAACAUGCUUUGAAGCUGUUGAUUUAGUAACCACUGAGCUACAGGGCCUCAUUUAGUAUCACUAUUAAUAUUCACUAUUAAUUACUAUUACACAAAACCCAGAGAGUGCGGCAACAGCAGCAGCCAGCAACCCUCAUGCGGUGUUUGUGGUCACUCAUGAUUAGAAUUUAGAAUUUUUUCCCCCCAAGAUUUUAAUUUUUUUGCAUCAGCACCGGACGUCCAAAGUUGUAUCCUCUACAUCCUCCUCUUCUCCCGCUACAUGAUUGAGUGUACCU